Ruditapes philippinarum (Manila clam) is the source of this 1672-nucleotide messenger RNA. RefSeq names its product probable methyltransferase-like protein 25. The coding region runs from base 1 to 1665 and encodes 554 amino acids. The transcript has 9 exons. The record is from RefSeq and is a predicted model, not a curated record. Lineage: Eukaryota; Metazoa; Mollusca; Bivalvia; Venerida; Veneridae.
AUGAAUGCACCUGAGAACAGUUCAGCCACCAAAUCAAUCCUGAGCAAGUUGUCAAUCAGUUUACUAGUGGCAGUUGCCUUCACUUUGACAGAAUGGCCAGAAUCUUUGAAAAACUUCAUCCAAAAUUGUGUUAAAUUCUCUUUACCAAGGGAGAUAAAUGGGUCGAUUGAAGGAUUGUCGAUUACCUCCCCUACAAAUAUAUCAGAAAUAGAUCCCGAGAUAAGAAGAGGCAUGACUGGCAAGAAGCUACAUGAAGUGUGUCACAUGACCUCAUUAAUUGAUCACGUGACCAAAAAGACUGGGAAUGAUGGAGUGAUAGAUGUUGGUUCUGGUCUGGGUUAUCUUUGUCAGGUGUUACAUUGCAAUUAUGGUCACAGUGUUUUAGGACUUGAAGGCAAGCACGGUCAUACAUCUGGUGCUGAUAAAAGAACUCACAAGUUUGAAAGAUGUCAUCACCUUCAUAAUGUAACAUGUGAACUUAGUCAACAGACACAGUCUCAGCAGGAGUUUCUGUCCUUGAUUUUAGACUGGUUCUCUGAAAUUAAAUCUGAGUCAACCAAAUGCUGUCAUUUCAAGACUGCUUUAAAAACUGUUAAAUCACAUGAAAAAAACAUUCAGACUGAUUCUAGUGAAUUGCAUUCUUAUGACAGGUCUGGUAGUGAAUUAUCUGAAAAAGUUGAAAACAAUUCUGGGAAUCAGUCUGCUUUAGCAAGAUUUUCUUCGACUGGUUCUCAAUCAAAUUUUGAAAAUAAUCCAAUUGAAAAUACCAAAAAUAAAAAUUGCAAUAUUAACCUUCACGCUGCUGUGAAAAAUUAUGAUAAAGGCAUUAAAGAUAAUGCUUUUGAAGUUUGUAAAAGAAAAAACAAUUUUGUCUGUGAUAGUGAAAGGGACUGUUGUUUACCAGAUACAGUUGUGGGCAGUGAUAAAGUAAACAAUGUACCAACAUUUUGCAUGGUCGGUCUACACUGUUGUGGAGACUUAACACCCAUCAUGCUGAACAAUUUUGUUGAAUUGGAUCAAAUUACCUCCCUUUGUUGUGUGAGCUGUUGUUACCAUAGAAUGAAUUUUAAUGAAGAUAUACAGACACAUGACAAUUUUCCCAUGAGUCAACAGUUGAAAACAGCACUGGUUAAAACUCAGCAAACCUACCCAGAGUUCAAGUUUUCUUCAUAUGCUCUAAGACUGGCUGCCCAGGAAACAAGAGCCAGAUGGCAUGAACAGACAGAUGAAGAACAUGAUUUUCAUAUGAGAAAUGUUGCAUACAGAGGAAUACUGGAAACCAGUCUGCUGCAGCCAGAUACAGAUGAGACAUUCCAGUUAAAGAAGAAUGUAAGAAAGCUGGCACAUAAAGCAGACUACCAGUCAUUUACUGCAUAUAUUGAUGCAGUCUCCAAACAUGUGCACACACCUGACACAGUUUCAUUAGAAGAGUUCAAAUUGAAGUUUUGUCAGAGAAUGCAUCAGAAAUUAGACAAAUACCAGAAGUACUUUUGUUUGAUUGAGCCCUUAACUGCACUACAGUAUCUUCUACAACCAGUCUUGGAAUCUUUGAUAUACAUGGAUAGAAAACAAUGGUUGUGUGAACAAGGCUUGCAGGCAGAUAUCAUACCUGUAUUUGAUGAAUUGAUUUCUCCAAGAAAUCUGGCAUUAGUUGCUUGGAAAUAAAAUAUAA